AUGGGAGACUUUAAUGCUAAAAUUGGAAUGCCAUUGCCCGAUGAAAAAUUAAUAAUGAAGAAUUACGGCUACGGAAUAAGAAAUAUUCGAGGUGAGAGACUAAUUGAGUUUGCUUACGAAAACAAGCUAUCAGUCAUAAAUACAUUUUUCAAAAAGAAAACCAGAAAUAGAUGGACGUGGAGAUCACCAGAUGGAAAAACUAAAAACGAACUUGAUUAUAUUCUAUCUAACUUUCCUAGAAACUUUUAUAACAUCGAAGUCCUUAAUAUAACGUUUCCAUCUGAUCACAGACCACUAAGAGCUACAGUUAAAAUACGGAUGCCUAAAAAAAGCAGAGCGACCUUCAACAAUAAUGUAACCAUACCUUUAAAAACGGACGCCCAGAUAUCCACCUACCUGACAUCUCUACAUGACAAUUUAUACAAACUCGCAAAAGAUGAAACACAACUUACGGUCCAAGAAUAUCAUGACCAAAUAAUAAACAUAAUUCAAACCAGCCUUAAAAAAGCCAACUGCGACUCUGAAAAACCAUCUAUAAUGACCAAUCGAACACGACAGUUAAUAUCACGACGACAUGAACUCCAUAAUAAGAAACCAAAGACACGAAGUAUGAAAAACGAGCUUAAAGCGCUUUACAAAAUAAUUAGCAAAUACAUUAAAUAUGACUAUAGCAGUUUCAGAUCUCGCACAAUAGAGAAACACCUAAAUUCAACUGGCAGUUUAAAACGAGCAUACAAAGAAUUACGGACUCACAAAAAUUGGAUAGAAGGGCUCCAAAAUCAAGAUAAAAUAUGUAACAGUAGAGACGCCAUAUUAAAUAUUGCAACAUCUUUUUACAAAGAUUUAUACAAUUGCCCUACAAAUACACAGACAAACAAUUUAGAAAAACUUACCAAUAUGGACUAUUCAGGAGGAAUAGAGCCAAUUAAAGAAGCUGAGAUACUCUAUCAUAUUAAGAGAAUGAAAUCAGAGAAAAGUCCAGGCACUGAUAAAAUAACCAACGAAGCCAUCAAGAAGGCUUUCGAUACUCUAUCACAUGCUUCGAUAUGGGAAACUCUAUUAUCUCAAAACGUUGAUAUAACCUAUAUCAAAAUAUUGAAACAUAUUUACGAAAAAUGCCAAAGCAGAGUACAAUUGGAGAGCAUAGGACCACCUGUAAAAAUAAAACGAGGAGUCAGACAGGGUGACCCUCUCUCGCCCAGAAUUUUUAUAGGAGUUUUGGAACAUGUGAUCAGCGGACUUGAUUGGAAUCAAAUGGGAUUAAAUAUUAAAGGAAAAUACCUGUCACAUCUAAGAUUCGCUGAUGACAUCGUCCUUAUGUCUGAAAGUAGUAAAAAAUUGGAAUACAUGAUAUCAACCCUACAUGAAGCUAGUAAAACAGUUGGGCUUGAAAUAAAUCUAAAUAAAACAAAAAUUAUAACAAACAGCAUAGUUAAUCCUAUAAAAUUAAACAACAUUCAUUUUGAGUACGUAGAUAGCUACAUUUACCUCGGAAAACAAAUAUCCUUCAAAGCACAAAAUAAUGACCAAGAAAUCACAAGAAGAAUUAAAAAAACCUGGAGCAAGUUUUGGAGCUAUAAAGAAGUUCUAAAAGGACAUUUCUCUGUGAAUUUGAAAAGAAAAAUAAUGAAUACAUGUCUUCUGCCUUCUUUAACCUAUGCAUGUCAAACAUGGAAAUUUACAUCUAAAGCCAAACAUAAAAUUAAAACAACUCAGAGAGCCAUGGAAAGAAGCAUGUUAAAGAUCAGAAAAAUGCAGAAAAUAAGGCACACAAUUAUUAGAGAGAAGUCAGAAGUGAUCGACGCAUUAAACUUCGCUAUGAAAUUAAAAUGGAAAUGGGCUGGACAUGUAUCUAGAUUAACUGACGAAAGAUGGACGAAACGAGUUACAGAGUGGACAGGUCCGCAAGGCUACAGAAGAGUAGGAAGACCACUUACGAGAUGGGCUGACGACUUAACACACACCGCAGGCCGAGACUGGCUAAACAUAGCUAAAGAUAGAGACACGUGGCAUUCUCUGGAGGAGGCCUUUACCUGA
Molecule: messenger RNA, 2037 nt
Organism: Melitaea cinxia (Glanville fritillary)
Lineage: Eukaryota; Metazoa; Arthropoda; Insecta; Lepidoptera; Nymphalidae
Exons: 2
Coding region: 1-2037 (678 amino acids)
Source: RefSeq, a predicted model, not a curated record